AUGGUGCCGCACGAAAUGGCUGCUAGAUGCGUGGAGUGCAUCAAGGUCCCGCCUGGAGGCAAACCAGAGGUGCGGGAUCGAAUCCUGCUGCCAGCGUUAAUUGUCUCCUUGUCCUCCCCGCUUGUUCUCCCCCCUGCUCUUACUCCCCCACGUGCUCCUUAUGCGUCCCCGCCCCUUCAUGCCUCCCACCCCCGUUCCUGCCUUCCUCCCACUCUCUUGCCUCCCCUCUUACUAUGCCAUUCCCCUCUCCAGACUGGGUGUUCACAUAGGACUAUGUACUGGGUGUUCACAUACGACUAUGUGUACGGAGGGACGGGCCCGCCCAUGUCGCAGCUCUUUGCCGACUGCAUCAUGCCCCUCGUGCACGGGCUAUUUGAUGGUUACAACGCCACCGUUUUUGCAUACGGGCAGACCGGGUCAGGCAAGACGUACACCAUGGCCACGGCUCUCCAGAGCACGGCUGCUGCUCGAAGCAAGACGUACACCAUGGGCACAGCUCUUCAGAGCACGGCUGCUGCUGCUGAGACAGACAGCAGCGGUGCAGCUACCAGCACCAGUGGUGGUGGUGCCAGCACUGGCAAGGACGAGAGUCUGAAUAGCAGCGACAGUAUGAGUGGCAGCCCCAACAAGUUCAAUAGCAGCACUGGGAGCAGUGGGAGCAGUGGCAGCGGCAGCGGUGAGAGGAGGGAGGGGAGGAGCACCACAAGUGGCAGUGCAUUGGGGGCUGUGAGUCCAGCGUCGGUGGAGAAGGAAGGAGGGGUGGCGAGGCGGGUGGUGAACUCCCUCUUCCAACGUGUAGAGGACCUCGCCCACUGCUCUCGCUUCCAGAUCCGAGUCUCUCUCAUAGAGAUCCACAAGGACGAUAUACACGACCUUCUAGAGUUCCUCGCUGCUCCCUUCCCCACCUCCACCCCCUCCUCCGCCUCGCCCGCCACCGUCGCUGCCCUUGCUGCUGCCGCUGCUGCGGCCCGAGCCUCCCCUUCAGGACCAGCGCCCCUAGGUCCGGCGCCGCCGCCUCGGCAGACUGUGGCGAUCCGGGAGCUGCCGGGAGGGGUGUCCCUCACAGGGGUUACAGAGCAGGUGGUUACCACACGGGACGAGGCUAUAGCGUGCUUGGAGCAUGGGCUGCUGUUCCGGGCGACAGGCAGUCACAACCUGAACCAGCGGUCCAGUCGUUCCCACGCCAUAUUCACAAUAUUCGUGGAUCAGUUCAGACGACGAGCAGUCCCACUGGAUCCCACCUCUCGUCUCUCCACCAGCAUGACAACCGCCACGAGUACUUACCUAAGCGCCAGCACCAGUGGCACUUCCAGCAGCAGUGGGAGAGCUUCGCUUGAAAGCGGAGAUGGGGCGGGGAAAGCCGAUGGGAUGGCGCUGUUCGGGCAGGACGAAAAUGCUUUGUUUGGGGUCGGGCGGAUGGAUGAGGAGCAUCUGUGUGCGAAAAUGCAUCUGGUGGACUUGGCGGGCAGCGAACGAAUCAAACGCACCAAGGCAGAGGGUGCUCGGCUGAAGGAAGGCAUUCACAUCAACAGGGGUCUCCUGGCAUUAGGCAACGUGAUCAGUGCGCUCAGCAGCGAUGAGAAGAGGAGGAAGGAUGCAGGGGGGGGAGGAGGUGCAGGGUUUACAGCAGCGUUGAUCCCGGACUCCCUCGGAGGCAACAGUCGCACUGUCAUGAUAGCCUGCGUGAGCCCCACGGAUUCAAACGUAGAGGAGAGUCUCAACACCCUUCGCUAUGCCAACCGUGCGCGCAACAUCUGCAACCGACCCACGGUGAACCGGCUGGGCACGGUGGAUGCAGAGGAGGUGCGGCGGCUGAGGCACCACGUUUCGCUGCUGCAGGCUGAACUAGCUAGAGUGCCGCCCCCUCUGCCCAUCACAGCAGAGGAGUUGCAGGCCCUGGAACAGAAUCUGGCAUCUCUCGAGGAGGCCAACACGCAGUUAAAGGCGUCACUAGAAAGCACCCAGUUAGACCUGCAGUCAACCCAGCAGGCCCUUGACGCAGCAAGGCUAUCCUUGGAAUCCGAGAGGCAACGGGCGGAUGAAAGCGAGGCGGCGUGCGCUACUCUGCGUGCUGACUGUGCGGCGCUGCGCGCUGACCUGGACAGCGCCACGUCGGAGAUCGCGCGGCUGAGCGCUGAGCUGGCAGCGGCAAAGGACGAGUCAGCAAAAGCAAAGGAGCAGGUGGAUGCUUUGAGAAAGUCCGAUGAGAAAACCGGCCGUGGGUAUGGAGCUGGUGGCGCUGCUGCUGGUGCUGCUGCUGGUGUUGGUAGCUUUGGCAGCAGUGGUGUUAGAAGGCAGUCGGGCGGAGGUGGGGGAACAGCAGCCUUUGGAGCGGCGCGAACGGACGAGAUCAAGCGAGUGAAGCGAGAGGCUGAUAGGGCCGUGGCUGAGGCGACUAAGAGGGCAGAGAGGGAGAGUAAGAAGGCGGAAGAGGCUAUUGCUCGAGCUAGGAAGGCUUUGCAGAGAGCAGUAGAGGCAGAGAAGCGAGCACCUGAGGCAGAGAGACGGGCAGCAGAAGCAGAGAGGAGAGUAGCGGAAGCUGAGAAGAAAGCAGCAGGGGCAGAGAAACGGGCAGCAGAAGCGGAGGAGAAAAGGGAGAGAGAGAUGCGACGGGCAGAUGGUAGUGUUGAGCGCUUGGGUUUGGCAGAGGUUCGGACUGCUGAGGCUGAGGCGGAGAUUCGGGCGCUUCGCUCGGAGCUAGCCUCGGCGGCUGCUGAGGCAAUGGCGGCUGCUGUGGCCCGGCAAGCCUCGGAGCAGGAGCAGGUGAGGGUGGCUCGGAUGCAGCUUGCCGAGGCUGAGCAGGAGGCUCGGACGAGUAUUGCUGAGAUGGAAAAGAGGUUGGGGAAGGAGCGGGAAGAGUAUGAGAGGCGGAUUGAAGCUGAGAGGCAGCGGUGGGAGGAGGAGAAGAGAGCGUGGGAGGAGGAGGGGAGGGCGAGGGAGAGGAGGGUGGCACAUGAACGUUAUUCCUGGAAUAAUGAGUUGACAGCGGAAGUGGAAAAACGGGAGAGGAAUUGGGCAGGGGAACGGGAGAUGUGGGAGAGGAGUCUUAGAGAGGAAGGGGAGGUUUGGGAAGGAAGGCUGAAAGAGGUACGGGACGCAUGGGAAGCAAAACUGAAAGAGGAAGCGGAGGCAUGGGAGAAAAAGCUCGCAGCAGCUGAAGAGAAAGCAGAGAAAGCAGCAGGGGUUGCGGAGAGAAUCAGGGCGGAGGUUGAAAGGGCGGAGGAGCAGGCAGUGGCAGGCAUGCUGCAGGAAAAGAGGCUUGCAGAAGUGAGAGCUUUUGCUGCUGAACGGGCUUUGGCAGGGGAGAAAGCGAUGCUGGAAAGGAGAAUGGCGGAUCUGAGGGCUGAGGUGAGAAAGGCAGCAAAGGAGGAAGAGGCGGAGUGGCUGGGGUUGGUGACUUCUGAAGCUGAGAGGUUGAGUGAGGAGUGUAAUGCGUUGAAGGGCGAGUGUGGGAAGUUGAGGAGGGAGUGUGAGGGGUUGAGGAAGAGGGAGAGGGAGGAGAGGGAGAGGAGGGAGAGGGAGGAGGCGAGGGCUAUGAGAGCCGAGGCUGCUGCUGCCGAAGCUGAGGCUCGCGUGGCUCGGGAGGUGGAGAGCGUGCAAGAGCAGGCUCGGGAAGAGGCUCGGAAAGAGGCAGAGAGAAUGGAGAAUGAGUUAGCGGAGGUUUGGGCGCAAGCAGAGGUGGAAGCAAAGAAGGCAGAAGAUGCAACUGAGCGGGUGAAAGAAGCAGAGGAGCAGGUGGUUAUAUUGAAGGUAAAGAUUGAAGGGUUAAGGGAAGAGUUGAACGAGCUUGAAGCUGUUCUAAAGAAGGAGGAACAGAAGGCGGAGGAAGCAGAGAAGCUGCUGGUUCGGGCCCAAGCCAAGCUUGCCGAAGCUGAGGCUCGGGCCGAAGCUGCUGAGGGCAGAGUGGAGGAGUUAGACGGGGAGGUGGAGAGGGCGAGAGAAGCAGAAGAGGUGGUUCGGAUGGAGUGUGAAGCUUUGAGAGUGUGUGUGCGAGCGGCAGGGGAGAGAGUAGAGGAAGUGACUGAGAGAGUGAGGAGGAGUGAGAGAGCUGCGGAGGAAGCAGAGGAGAGGGCGAGAGGAGCAAAGGAGGAGCAGAGGAAGGCAGAGGGGAAAGCGAGUGAGGCGUUGGCAGCAGUGGAUGAGGCAGAAGAGAGGGCGAGAGUUGCUGUGAGGGAGAGGGAGGAGGCGGAGAAGAGAGCAGAGGAGGCGAGGGGGAAGGCUGAAGAGGCUGAGAGGAAGGCUGCUGCUGCUGGGGCAGCGUUGGUAGAUGCCGAGGAAAGGGUGAGAGAGAUGCGAGGGAGGAAGGAGGUGGAGGGACGGGUGGAGAGGCAAGGGGAGGAAAAGGGGAAGAUGGGGAAGGAUCGGGAGGAGGAAGAGACAAAGAAGGAAGGGGGGAAAAUGGGAGCAGACAAGGGGUUGAGAGGACUGCAGGGGGUACGGGAGGUGGAGGAGGUAGUGGUGGCUUUGGUGUGCGAGAUGCUGGAUGGUGCGAUGGAGAGCGUGGAUCAAGCACAGGAGAAGGAGCAGCUGUCUGGGGGUGAACUGCUGUGUGAGCCACAGGAGGAGGUGCAGAAUGAGGUCAAGAAUGUGCUGUCAAGUGAACCGCAGAAUGAACUUGAUGAAUUUCAGGAUGAAGUGCAGCAAUCUGAACUUGAGAAUGGAGUGCCAGUGCAGCUUUUCCAGGCAGAGGAAAAGGCAACCGAGGCGACGGAGCAGGUUUGGGGACUGGAGCAGCAGCUGAUCAAGGCAGAGGAGCAGGUUCGGCAGACUGAGGGGGAGAUUGUAGCGCUCAAGGCUGAGCUGGCCAGUAAGGUGGCUGAGCUGGAUGCUAAGGUUGCUGAGCUGGCAAGGGCUGUUGAGGAGAAGGAGAGAGGGAGAGGUGAAGUGGAGGCAAUGAGGAUUGGACUAGAGGACUUGCGGGGGAGGCUGCGAGUGAGGGAGGAGGAGAAGGGCCAUGCGGAGGAGCAUUUAGAAUGGCUUAUGAAGGAGCUCGCAGAAGAGAUGGCGGAGAGGGAGGGGGAGAGAAGGGCAGUGAAUGCGAUAAGAGAGGAGGUUAGGAGAUUGCGAGGGAAGGUGCGGGAAGGUGAAGAGGCAAGGAGGCAGGCGGAGGGGCGUGUGGAGAGGCUUAUGAGAGAAUUGGCUGAAGCAGUGGAGGAGAGGGAGAGGGGGAGAGGGGAGGUGAAUGCGGUACGAGAGGAGGUGAAGGGGUUGAGAGGGAUGUUGAGGGAUGGGGAGGAGGAGAGGAGGCAAUUGGAGGAGCAUGUGGAAUGGUUGAUGAAAGAGUUGGCUGAGGUGGUGGCUGAAAAGGAGAGGGGUGAGAGGGAGAGGCGAGAAGAGGAGGUGGAAUGGGGUGAGGAGGAGGAAAAGAAAGCAGAGGCAGAGACAGAUAUAACAGAGGGAGACACUGGGUCAGGGGAAGAGGAUGGGAUCUCAGAACAAGCUAAAGUGGAAAGAGAAGAAGACCGCAUAGUAGAAGCAGGAAACGGGGGAGAGGCAGGCCCAGAAACCGGGGCAGGGGCAGGAGAAUGGAUAGGUGAAGAAGCAACAUUGGAGGCGUGUGUAAAGUGGUGUGUGGAAGUGGGUGAGGAGGCAUGUGAGGAGGGGGGUGAGGAGGCGGGUGAGGAGGAGCGUGAGGAGGCAUGUGAGGAGCUGAUCUCUACCUUGCAAUCUCAAGGCCCCGUUGCAACUCCUGUCAAGAACCAAGGAGAAGAAUCUCCUUUCGUCACUCCCACCGCAUCCCCCCCUGCCUCUCCUUCUCCCUCCACUCGGCCUCUCCCUCUGCACCUGACCGCUUCGCUUGAUAGCCCAGCAGUAGACGACGCUGCUGCUAUUCCCGCCUGCCCCCUGCCUGAAACAGCCAGUGGCGAUGACAACACCGCCACUGCUUUCCCCCUGCCUGCAACAUCGUGCAUGGACCAGCCAUGGAACCCUUUUUUCACUGCCCUACCUGACGCCCCAACUGAUGCCUCGCCUGAUGCCCCACUUGCUGCUGCCAUCGACGUGGUUACAGCAGCACCAGCAGCAGCAAGCCUGGGGUUCUCUCCCUACAAUCCCUUCCUGGAUAGUAUCCUGGAGCCCUUACAGCAGGAACACAGUUACACCGCUAAGAUUGCUGGCCUCGGGGGUGCGUUUGUAUCGUCAGGAGGAGUGGGAGCACUGGGAGAAAUGGGUGGAGUAGGAAGGGUGGGUAACACAGGGAUUUCCCUUGGGGCGUGCUCUGUUUUAAGUGCUGGUAUCGGCGUGAACACCAAUCAGCAAUCACGGGGUCACAUGGGAAUGGGAAAUAUGAGUGGGGAGAUUGAGGAGGUGGUGGAGCUGGUGGAGGAAGAGGAGGGGACUGAGGAGGGUGCAGAAGAGGAGGUCGAGGAGGUAGAGGAGAUAGAGGAGGUAGAUGAGGUGGAGGAGGAGGAGGAAGAGGAGGGAGAGGAAGAGGAAGAGGAGGAGGAAGAGGAAGAGGAGGAAGAAGAGGACGAGGAGGAGGAGGGAGAGGAGGAAGAGGAGGAAGAAAGGGAAUCAAGGGCGGCGGUGGUUUCAGGGAGCAGCAGUGGAGAGGGCAGUGGUGAAAGAGGAGAGGACGUAGAGGCAGCAAACCAGGGGACAGGACACUUGGAUGAGGGUGGUGUGAGCGCUUGGGGGCAAGGCAGCAGUGGUGAGGACGGGGGGGGUAACGGUCACACAAUGUUUGAGCCGUUUAGUGACCUGCAUGUACCACCGGCCUUCCCAGACCACCUGGACUUGAACACUGGGAUGGAGGAGGCUGGCGCUGAAGAUUCCCACAGCAGGCGUCGCAGCAUUGUCAGUAGCCUCCUCAUGCGGAAGAGUGGUGGUGGAGGAGGGGGGGGAGGGCAUGGCACGCACCAUGACUUUCGGAAGAGCGGGGAGAUCUACAGUGCACAGCAUGUUAUAAGCAGUUUCGGUGGAGGGAAGAGUGGCGAGCUCUACCAGAGAAGCAGCAGCCACAGUAGUCACAGCGGCCACGGUAGCAGCAGCAACGGUGGGUCCGGUGGUGCAGAGAAGAAGGGUUCUUCCUCGCCUUUUAUGGGAGGCCGCUUGGUUCGUAGCAACAGCUUUGGAAGCUUUCCCUUAGGUGGUGGGAGCAGUGGCAGCAAGAGUGGUAACGGCACGAGCAGCAAGGGUAAUGCCACGGAGGAUAGUGAGAUGGGGAGUGUGAGUAACAGUGGAGCCAAGAAGACCUCUGGAUCUCCGUUCUUAGGAGCGGGUGCUUCUGGAGGCUUGGAGUCAGGGGCCAUGGCUGCUGCAGACGAGUUUAGUGCAUGGAUUGACACAACGAAUGAUGCUGACGGGAGUGCGUGCGAGUUGGGAGAAGCAGGACGAGCAGGGAGAAAGAAAGGCUUCAGCUUGAAGAGCGUUCUUUCAUCAAAGGCGUCAAUGAGUUACACGAGCUGA
Closterium sp. Naga37s-1 is the source of this 7407-nucleotide messenger RNA. Lineage: Eukaryota; Viridiplantae; Streptophyta; Zygnematophyceae; Desmidiales; Closteriaceae. The record is from the annotation of a GenBank genome assembly.